Eriocheir sinensis (Chinese mitten crab) is the source of this 2199-nucleotide messenger RNA. RefSeq names its product ribonuclease H2 subunit B-like. Gene Ontology annotation, cellular component: ribonuclease H2 complex; nucleoplasm. Lineage: Eukaryota; Metazoa; Arthropoda; Malacostraca; Decapoda; Varunidae. The coding region runs from base 104 to 1003 and encodes 299 amino acids. The transcript has 7 exons. The record is from RefSeq and is a predicted model, not a curated record. Gene Ontology annotation, biological process: RNA catabolic process; ribonucleotide metabolic process.
UCCCAUUACCAAUAGUGUUUAGUCAUCCCGUACAACAAGAGCCAAACAAUAAACACCCACAUUUGGCGCCAUUUCUUGACAAGUGUACACAGCAGCCAGCACCAUGCCCAGGAGCCCGUCCAAGAGGGGUCAGCAGGCCAAGGACUGUGCCACGCUCGAUAAUUCCACCAAGAGUCAACACAAAAUCACCUUCCUGCCAAAUGAGCUCCUCUCCUCGGGCAGCGCGGAGGUGUUGCGGCUGUGUGACCCUCGCACUGACGCCGGGGCCAUGUAUGUGUUGGACAAGGACAAGAAGACACUGCAUGAGAUUAAGGAGUUUGACGAGGGCCACAGGUCUUGGUUCCUGGGCCAAGCAGUUGAGUCUAACGGGAAGCUGUACAUCAUCUCUCCCAUGGAUGUCACCUUCCUCAUCCUCCCCUACCUCAUGAAGUCCACCAGAGUCGUACCUCUCGACCACCUGUUGGAGGACGAACAGUUCCCGGAUGUGUCAAGCCUCGAGGCCGUGGUGGAGGGCAAGGACUUAUCACACGUCGCUGAGAGUAAAGGAAGCCGCGAUCUAUGUGCGUGGAAGUACAGCGAGGAGAACACACUUGCCUGGCUGUCCGGUCGUGUGGCUAAGCUGGCGACACUGCUGGAGGAGAAGAAGGUGCCCACGUCCACCGCCCAGGCCCUUACCUUUGUCAAGCCCAUGGACCCACGGCAGGCCAAGGAAGCCUACACGGUCCUGGCACACGGCAUCAUCUCAGAGUACCUCUCGGAAGGCCUCGCCAAGACACUACACAUGCACCUCAAGCUCCCUGACAGGCAGAUCAAGCCCAAGGCCAAGCCGGGUGAGGAGAACGUACCGCCGAAGAAGAUGAAGAUGUCGGGCCCCACAGAGGACUACAGCAAGGAUGGUGUUGGCGCGGCGAAGGCCCCGUCGCCCAUGACAGCCAAGGAGAAAGCUUUGGCCAAGUCAGCCGCAGGGUCAAAAAGUAUUAUGUCAUUUUUUGCCAAGAAGUGAAUAUUGAGAAAACGGAAAAAUGGAAAAAAAGUGAAGGGAGGAAUCGUGAAGGAACGGAAAAGAAUUGAUUUGUUUGGUUGACUCGUGCAUGGCGGAAAGGGAAAACAAGGAGCGGUACGGGAAAUAUGUGUAAAAAAUGAGGAAGGAAGUGAUGGUGGUGGUUGUCAUCAUCUCAAGAAAAGCUGGAAAACAGGAAGAAUCAUGAAGGAACGGAAGAGAAUUGAUUUGGUUGACUCGUGCAUGGCGGAAAGGGAAAAAAAGGAACGGUACGGGAUAUAUGUGUAAAAAAGGGGGAGGGAAGUGCUGGUGGUGGCGGUGCAGGUUGUCAUCAUCUCAAGAAAAGCUGGAAAACGGGAAGAAUCAUGAAGGAACGGAAGAGAAUUGAUUUGGUUGACUCGUGCAUGGCGGAAAGGGAAAAAAAGGAACGGUACGGGAAAUAUGUGUAAAAAAGGGGGAGGGAAGUGGUGGUGGUGGCAGUGCAGGUUGUCAUCAUCUCAAGAAAAGCCGAGUUACCUAUUUAAAUGAGUGUUAUGCCUGACUUUCCUUUACCCAAUUUGUCGAAUUUUUAAAUUUUUUUUUAUAGCACAGGGAGUAACUCAAAGGCAAUGAAAAGAAAGUGUAGAAAAAAAAGCCCGCUAAUUGUUGCUCCUUACACUAUUAUUAUUAUUUGUUCUUACGCACUCUUGUUUGGAUAUGUAAAGGUUUGAGUAUGUUUAUCAAUUCCCACACAGUUCAUCUUAACCAAAUUUUUGCCAUGAUAUAAACCCCCCAAAAUAGAUGAUGCAUAAACUGAUCACAAAUGCUUUGAUAUAUAUUAUGAAAUGGUUUGUGUAAGUGAUGAUUUUUUCUCAUUUUUCUCGCUUAGAGGGACCAUUAAGAAAUGCCAUCCCCGCUGCUACCAGGUUAAUACUCAUGUCUUGGCAAUUGAGCUGAGUUUUAUAAAUUAACUAGGAAUGUAUCAGUUUUUGUUUUUGUGUUCGUCAAUUCCCACACACUUCAAUUUGAUGCUCAUGUCUCGGCAUUUGAGGUGAGUUUUAUAAAUUAACUAAGAAAUGUUGUUCCCUGGCUCGGUUUUCUGGUUCAUAAUUUUUCUUGAGUAGCAGUUGGAGAGCUAAGUAUGGAUUGGCAUGCAUAUUCCCUGUCACUCAAGUUGUUUGGUAAUGCAUCAGAGCAGUGUAAUGAAAUAUCUCACACGA